Messenger RNA from Penicillium robsamsonii, 1278 nucleotides. Its product is annotated as class I SAM-dependent methyltransferase. NCBI's taxonomy places the organism in Eukaryota, Fungi, Ascomycota, Eurotiomycetes, Eurotiales, Aspergillaceae. The coding region runs from base 1 to 1278 and encodes 425 amino acids. The transcript is spliced from 2 exons. Gene Ontology annotation, molecular function: methyltransferase activity. The record is from RefSeq and is a predicted model, not a curated record.
AUGUCUUACAGAGAAUCUUCCGGUUCCCUUCCUGUGCCUGACCGCACAUCGCUGCCACGAAUGUUUAAUGGGGAUUCUAGGCUACGACAUCUGCCUCCCAUUACGUCUCCACCCCCACCCAAACGAUACAAGUCCGAGUCAACCCCAGCGAGUGACGCCGGUCAAUCGCGAUACUACUCGCACUCGGUGAUGAGUGAUCGAGCCCGGUCACGACAGCCGUCUUCCGCGAUGGACCUGUACACGCUGAUCGAUAGAGAUCCAAUCGAUACAGAUCCUCGCAGGAACGGUCGCUUUACUAGCCAUGGAUCGGUAGCCACACAGGCAUCCCACACGUCGAAUACAUCUCAAGUCUCGCGAUCAUCUCCGGUCGUAAUGUCCGAUCGCAAGAUGCCCGAGAAAUACCCGAAUCACAUCGAGAACGGCCGAGUGUACCAUGGCUAUCGGAAAGGAGUCUACCCGCUUCCGUGCGACGAGGAAGAACAGGACCGUCUCGACAUAUUUCACAAAUUGUUCACGGUGGCACGGGCCGAGGAUGGCUUGAUAUAUGCACCACAUCCCCCGGGGUCUCGAAUUCUCGACUUGGGUUGUGGAACGGGUAUCUGGAGCAUCGAAGUGGCAAACAAAUAUCCCAAUUCCUUCGUGGUGGGGGUGGACCUGGCGCCCAUACAACCGGCCAAUUUCCCAAAGAACUGUGAUUUCUAUGCCCCGUUCGACUUCGAGGCGCCCUGGGCCAUGGGAGAGGAUUCAUGGGACAUUAUUCAUAUGCAGAUGGGAUCUGGCAGUGUUGCAAGUUGGCCCAGUCUCUACCGACGAGUCUUCCAACAUCUCCGGCCGGGCGCUUGGUUUGAGCAGGUUGAAAUUGAUUUCCGGCCUCGCGUCGAGGACAAGGAUGGCGAACCGGGACGCGCUAUGGCUAGCUGGUACUCGACCUUGAAGCACGCGACCGAAGCUACCAUGCGGCCCCUGGCCCACAGCUCGAAUGAGACGAUCCGGAAUUUGCAAGAAGCGGGCUUCACCGAGAUCGACCACCAGAUUGUGGGACUGCCGAUGAACCCAUGGCAUCCCGAUUCCCACGAGCAGAAAGUUGCGCGCUGGUAUAAUUUAGCUAUCUCCGAGAGCGUUCAGCCAUUGUGUUUGGCUCCUUUCAGCCGGGUUCUUUCUUGGUCUAGGGAGCAGAUUGACCGCAUUGCAUUCGACGUCAAACAGGAAGCUUUCGACAAAAAGAUCAAAACCUACAACCUUUUGCACAUUUACCAAGCGCGAAAACCCGAGGAAUAA